Macrosteles quadrilineatus (aster leafhopper) is the source of this 1445-nucleotide messenger RNA. RefSeq names its product protein eiger (gene egr). Gene Ontology annotation, biological process: immune response. The transcript has 6 exons. The coding region runs from base 169 to 1284 and encodes 371 amino acids. Gene Ontology annotation, cellular component: membrane. The record is from RefSeq and is a predicted model, not a curated record. Lineage: Eukaryota; Metazoa; Arthropoda; Insecta; Hemiptera; Cicadellidae. Gene Ontology annotation, molecular function: receptor ligand activity; tumor necrosis factor receptor binding.
UUACAAUAUUCUCCAGUAUAUAAUUAGCGGGGAGUCCCUGCGCCAAUUGAGUGAUCCAAAGGUCACCGCUAGGUCGCAUUGAUAACCCCCUCCCGCGGCCCGUCAGUCUAUUAUCAGUGUGCGAAGAGCCAGUGUCGUGGCGGGGCUAGUGUAGCGCGAGUGGCAGGGAUGGCGCACCCUGAACAGACCAAGGGCUGCCGGGCCGCCGUGGUCGCGGGCGUAGCCCUGGUGGUCGCCGUCAUAGGGGUGGUGGUCUCCGCGAGUGCUCUGGUGGCGCUGGAGGUGCGCAGGGACCAGCAGGUGCGCGAUCUACAGGUGCAACUGGAGGCUCUCCGUCAGAGGGUAGAGGCUAUGGUACAGCAACUGGAGCAUCAUGAUAGAGUCAUCAACACUACACUCCAAACCAAAAGCACACCUAAAAGUGAACCGACAGAGGAAGUGGUGUAUGAAGAUGAGUACGAUUAUGAUGACGAAGAUGAAUACGAAUAUGAUGAGGACGAUGAACGAAACACCAAAGCAACGGUGAAGAGAACGGUCGUGCAGAAUGAGAACGGAUCAAAUGAGGAACAAACAAGGCACAAACGACAAAUAGACAUUCACGAGGAGAGCACAUCAUAUUCAGCAGAGCAAGACGGUAAACCAGCUCCUCAUAGGACCACGCCACCUCAUCCUCCACUUUAUCAGGAAAGACCUCCAGAAACAGUGAGGUAUAGACACAAAAACAGCAGAGCAAGAAGCAGACAUGCAAGUGAGAGAGAUUCGUCUGUAGAAUACACGAGAGCUCUCUCUCAGCCAGAGAACUUUGCAGAACAAUCUCUCUCUGUCGCAGCUCACUUCACUGGAGACACCUCCAGAUACAACCAACGUGAUCAUCAUCACUAUUAUGGGAAUGAUUUAUUGUAUCAUCCACACAACUUAUUUAAGGAUUGGUCACCUGCGAGUUGGAUGACUGAAGAAGAUAGAAGAUUAUUUCCUAUUCAAGAUGGGAAAGUAACAAUUCAAAAGUCUGGCGUAUAUUUUGUGUAUGCUCAGAUUUUCUACUCAGCCACUCACAACCAUUGUGGAUUCCACAUAAACCACAACGACCACGAGGUUGCCCAAUGUACGACUUCCACUGCAGGCCCUGGGCUGAAACGCAACACCUGCUUCACGGCUCUGGUCCUUCGACUGGAGAGACAAGACCUUCUCUGGGUUAAGGAAGUAGAGGGUCACAGGAACACAAGCUUUAGACACUCCCACAGCUACUUCGGCCUGAUCAUGCUUGGAAGCAGAUUUGACAGAUAGCCGAGACUGAAGACUGCAUCGCUCUCUGAGAUCUUGUUGAGAACACUGGAAGGGGUUCAGAACCAAUUGGAAAGUGUCUCUUCAGGGACUUUGUCUUUCUUAAUAGUAUUCUGUGUAUAUUUUUACUUUAUUAUCCGGUAAAUUAAAUUUUGUAUAAAGAA